GCUCUCACUUCCCAGCGCACCGAUCACUAGCAUUCUUGCACUCUUUCUUCCGGUUGUAUCACCAUGCGUAUAGAAAAGUGUUAUUUCUGCUCCAAGAGCGUAUACCCAGGACAUGGUAGCGCGUUCGUACGGAACGAUGCAAAAGUUUUCCGCUUCUGUACUUCAAAAUGUCACAAAAACUUCAAGUUCGAUGAAGCGUAACCCUCGUAAAGUAAGGUGGACUAAGGCGUUCCGGAAAGCAGCUGGGAAGGAGAUGACUAUCGACUCAACGAUUGAGUUCGAGAAGCGCAGAAAUGUCCCUGUACGCUACGAUCGCGAAUUGGUGCAGACGACUGUCAAGGCAAUGAAGCGGAUUGCGGAGAUCAAACAGCGCAGAGAACAUGCGUUCUGGAAGAACAGGAUGGCUGCAAGCCGAGAGAAACUGCGUGCACAUCGCAAAAAGACGGUGGAGAAGACUACCGUCAGGUUGGUAGAACCAAUGGCUGUGGAAUCGAUGGAGGAGAGAGUCCGAGAAAAGAUCAAGGUCCAUGCAAAGUCUCGGAGUGCUCUAAUACCAGGCGAAGGCCGUUCGAUGGGUAUGGAUAUAGAUUAAUUUUGUCAUGUUGGUGUUUCCUCGCUCGUUCUGUACUCUGUUUUCUCGUCUCCAGGAUCCAUAACGGUCAUAUUAUGCUACAAGUGAACAUGCAUGCUGCAGAUAUACACAUAUGAUGGUAUGAUAUUACAGAUGGGUAACGAUAUUCAAGGUAUGGCAGGUCAUCGCUGUUUGUACUUCGCUUCAUUCUCCAGCCUCACGCCAGGGUCCAAGGUAUUAUGAAGACCCAGAAGUGUCUUACUGAUGGCUUCACUGGCACCAAUCAUAGGCUUUAAAACCGCAAUUGGUACUGCACGCACAACAGCGCGGACGGUGCCCUGUAUCCGACAUCAAAAUGCUGCAUCCUAGAAGAAGGGGUAAUUAACUUACCUCACUCCCUGAUCUCUCAUACACCUCCAUCGGAACGGCGAGGAUCGUCUGCGCAGCGGAAUUGAAGUUUCUUCUCAGGCUUCUGACCGCGGAUUGCACCCCUUCCUUCACAUUGGUAGGUUGGUCUGCAUAUCUACUGAUCAGCUCCUCUAGCUCCGCAUCUUCGGUUCCUUCGUCGAGAUCAAGAGCUGCAGGGCUAAUCUGCAUGGCUUCUGCAGUAAUGGGAUUCUUGAAUUGACCUCCCAAGACUGUCUCCGCCUGUUCCAGGAUGACCUGCGUUCCAGUGGCAAGCCGUGCUCCCAACUUGAUGGCUUCAGUGGCUGUGGACUUCACGAAAGCUGUUGUACCCUUUUGCAGUCCCCGAACAACUCGACCGUCUUUGCGAUACUGUGAUAUGGGCAGGAGUACUAGGUCAGCGACACCUGAC
Messenger RNA from Somion occarium, 1388 nucleotides. The record is from the annotation of a GenBank genome assembly. Lineage: Eukaryota; Fungi; Basidiomycota; Agaricomycetes; Polyporales; Cerrenaceae.